AUGAAGCCACAAAAGAACCCCAGUAUGACGAGUGCUGCAGCUAAACCUAAUCUAAACUUCUCAAUCGAAAAUAUUCUCAAGGAAGAAAAACCUGCGAAGGUUUUACUUUCUUCCGAACGUGUUCCCAGCAAGGAAACUGAAGGAGUUCAAGAAGGAACACCUUUGCCUGUAGAGAGAACGGUAACCAGCGAUCUUCCGUGGUUGGCGUACACGCGGUAUUCUCCCCCAAAAAUUCCAAGGUCAAAAAAUCGUAAGACUGUCAACAGACGAAAGGUAAGUGGUAGCCCAAGAGUUCCAUUUUCAACAGAACAGCUCCUGCAGUUGGAGAAAAGCUACGAGGACACCCACUAUGUUACCGCAGCUAAAGUAUCACAGCUUUCUGCAAUGCUGAAGCUUCCAGGAAACCGCAUUAAGAUUUGGUUUCAGAACCGCCGCGCAAGGGAAAAAAAGAAGUCCAAGAAGAUGACCUGUGAUGAUGGUGGCCAUCAAACGCUAAGUGACAUAUGUGUUGAGACAAAAGUCCGUGAAGAGCCUCACGAGGAAAUCAACCAAAACAUCUGCCCAUCGCGUUUUACUUGUCCAAGUUAUGAGAGAAUACAUCCCAGUUUCUCACCGAGGCGUGCACACGAGUUACAAUCUAAACCUAAUCUAAACUUCUCAAUCGAAAAUAUUCUCAAGGAAGAAAAACCUGCGAAGGUUUUACUUUCUUCCGAACGUGUUCCCAGCAAGGAAACUGAAGGAGUUCAAGAAGGAACACCUUUGCCUGUAGAGAGAACGGUAACCAGCGAUCUUCCGUGGUUGGCGUACACGCGGUAUUCUCCCCCAAAAAUUCCAAGGUCAAAAAAUCGUAAGACUGUCAACAGACGAAAGGUAAGUGGUAGCCCAAGAGUUCCAUUUUCAACAGAACAGCUCCUGCAGUUGGAGAAAAGCUACGAGGACACCCACUAUGUUACCGCAGCUAAAGUAUCACAGCUUUCUGCAAUGCUGAAGCUUCCAGGAAACCGCAUUAAGAUUUGGUUUCAGAACCGCCGCGCAAGGGAAAAAAAGAAGUCCAAGAAGAUGACCUGUGAUGAUGGUGGCCAUCAAACGCUAAGUGACAUAUGUGUUGAGACAAAAGUCCGUGAAGAGCCUCACGAGGAAAUCAACCAAAACAUCUGCCCAUCGCGUUUUACUUGUCCAAGUUAUGAGAGAAUACAUCCCAGUUUCUCACCGAGGCGUGCACACGAGUUACAAUGUAGCACUUGUUUAAACAUAAAUGGAUGGCAGAGUAUAUCAAACUUGCCACAAACCCAUCUAUCAAGUUGCUUUGACUGUGGUCUGUACAAAGGAUUUAGGUAUCUCGUGUAAUUUAUUUUGUGUUAUCUCGCCGAUAAUCCAUCUGUACGUGUACGAUCGUUAGAAAACAUAAUACUGGACGCAACUGACAGUUACUAAAGUAUGAUAGUAUGGUUUAAUUAAUUUCUGUCUCCACUUCUGUCUAUGUCCAGUUUCAAAACGGACACUUCAUUCUUAUAUAACCAUAAUAGAGUCUUCCGCGUUCAGGAAGACAUAACCGUUAACAGUAUCGUAUUGAACGUAUCAGUUAAGAAACAAAACAGCCGAAAAGUGAAAUACGCUGGUUUAUGAUUUUUAAAAAAGGGCCAUACAGAGCAUAAAUAGCACAAAACCGUUGCAAGUUUUCCAUUUGUCACGCGUGCGCAGUGACGAGGCCACAUCAUGGUCAGGAAGGAAUAUUUCUUGCAGCUUCGUUUUCCACCGUGCUGAACUCCCCUCGCGAAGCCCGGCAUUUAAUUAUUCGACCUCAAAGAUCGUGCCUUCAAAGGAAAAAAAAACAAAACAAAACAAAACAAAAAACAAGAACAACAGUCCAAUCCUACGCAGCUGCUCCGACCUCCAGCAGUUAAUUCUGUCUGCAAACUUAAUCACUUUAUUCCUAAACUUAAAUGCAAAGUUAAUGAAAAGCUUAAGUCUGUUCUUCUGCGGUUGCAGCGACCCUGAUUUAGUUUGCAUUUUGGGACGUGGCUAUUCGUGUGUUCAAUACCGCUGUCGACUCUAUUCAUACGAGUAUAGAUGCAAAGAGUGACAGCUUGUCUGUUAACCACUGAGAAGAUUAAAUUAUUACACGCGCAGUUAUUACCAACCAGAUAAUGAACGGUAAACAAAUAUCGCCAACGCGAAAUUUUUAGAAUACAUUACGAGAUCACUGACAAUGUUAUAAGCUAAUACGAGUCUAGAAGAGAGUAUUGAAGCACCGGAAAUGUUUGAUUGCUCAUUUUAUUGGAAUAAGUAUGUUGUGUGUGUAUGUAGUAUGUUUGCGAUGAUCAUCGGUUUAUCCUUCUCAGAUAACUUCAAGAUUCAUUGUUGUGCAAAUGCCGCUUCUGUAAGAAAUGUUUCAGAACCGAGACCCAAACAGUCUCAGCAGAAGAGGCUCUUCUUUAAACACCGUGAGCGAUGUCGAAAGACCUCUCAUCUUUAAUAGCGUCCUGUGCAUUCAGUUGCAUAUAGUAUGUAUUCCAAUACACACCCAUACAAUGGUGCUCUCACGCAUCAAAAAAGUGGAUUUAUCCAAGCUAUCUAAGAAAGCCAGACAUAUGGCGCUCUCUUAAUCCGCUCUCAAUCACUUGAAUAAGAGACAACCUUAAGGAGGUAUAUUUCAUAAAAGAUGACUAUAGUAUUCAAAUUAUUGGUUCCAGAUUCAAUGUUUACUUUGAGGGCGUGGAAUUUACGCGACCGAAAUAGUUUUACUUACUCAAUCUUUGUACAAGGCUUAUACUGACUACACAGGAGCCGCACUGCUGAAUAUACCAUGCACUGCACUGGAUUAACCUCGGGAAACAUGGCUGCAUUCACCCACGUACCUGCAGCUAUACAUGUGCACUGAAAAUUUUCUUUAUGUGCAGACUCAUAGUUUGAAAGAUGAAUUGUUAUUCUUUAGCAGAAAACCAUAAAGUGUUAUUCACGAAACCUUUACAAUUGUUUUAGUAAUAAAUUCUAUAGGCUACUAAUAAUCGUCUGUGAGUAUCAAUAAAUCUCUUUCCAUGACAGCUCCGCAAAUUAAAAAAAAAAUGCUGUUUGCUCGAUGUUUGCACUUCUGGUCAUGCGUGAAGCUGGUUAAGGAACAUUCCUUUUGCAGCAUGUUUUAACCAUCAGUCUUCAGAUAGGCCUUAAAUUCUAGUCUGCUAAUUCCAUUAUAUUUACAGGAUCAUUGUCGGUAUGCAGUCUAUUAUUUAUUUGUUGUCACUUUUCUAUACUUCUAUUUGACUCUGGAAAGUCACAGUUGAACGUUUCAAAUAACGUUCUUCGAUGCUCACUGUUUUUAUCAAGUAAAGCUUUACUCUUUACUCGAACGUUUUAUUACGUAUCUUGUGUUGCACACCACAUGCAGAUGGGUUUUAUUCACUUUACAAGCCCUUACUUCUCAAGGUUUCAAACUUCUUUUAUAAUAACACAAGAAUCAACAAAGGAGUAUUGUUCCCAUCUAAAUAAAGAAAGCCUAGCUGAAAGACGUCUGUAACAGUAUUGAACUUUAAGGGACCCUCUCAGAGACCUUCUCAAUGAAUCCUUUGUUCAUUAUCUUAUAUAUCUGAAUGGAUUCUGGGUUGUCAGUGAAUCUUAUCUGCCGUCUUGUUAUCUCAUAUCAAACUAUCUUUUCUUAAUUUUAUUUAAUUCAUCUUAUGUGAAUGAAUUUUAUCUUAUCUUGUAUCGUGCCUUAUAUUAACUCAAUAAUAAAAGAGAACAGGUACAUGAAGUAUCUGAAGUAAAGACAAUAGCUGGAAAAUGUUACUGUGUAUUAGGGACUUUUAAGCACAGACACGCAUGCUAAACCUAUCAUGCUUCGUGUUCAAAUACUGCUGACACUCGGUCAUAAAGGUUCCUCUGCACAUGAGCCUUGGUGGAUUUGGGACUGCCUCUCUUCUUUUCACACUCUUGUGUCCGCUGGAGGAGGACUGCAGAGGCCUAACUUCAGGCUCUAAACCUUAACUGAGAGAAAGCCUCGCGGCUUGCAAAUGACCGAUAGGAAUGGAGAGCUUGUUGACGCCCUUAGCGCCACUUGGCGUCUAAACGACUGAUGAUGAUACGAAUACUUCCGUAACCAGGAAUAACGUCAGUUUCCCUGGAUUCAGUCGAUGGUAGUCCAUUAUAGGUUAUCACCAACAUUUUUCUCAGGUUUUCUCCAACAACUCACCAUGACCCAUUUAUAAACCAAGCAGAAGGGAGGCACUAUAAGAGUGUCUUGCCCAAGAAUAUAUCACAACAUUCCCGGCCAGGGUUCGAACACAGAGCCCUCGAUUCAGAGACGAACCCACUGACCACUUCACCUUCUAAGAUAUAUCGGAGGUUGUGACAGGACAAAGUUUCUGGCAUUAUCUUAAAUCAGAAUAUCCAAGUUCGUCCAUCCUCUCUCAAAAUAGCUGAGUAUCCAUAACGUUCGAGUUCCACUUUCUUUACGUUUGUCAUAAUCAGUGUUAAGAAGACACGUGAAAGUGAUUUAAUUGAACGUAAAUGGCUGCCCUGACAACUAUAAAUUAUUAUUCUCUGGUAUGUAUCUUAAUUAAUAAAACGAAAACCAAAAAGGUUUAAAUUAUAUCUACGACAAUGUAAUAACGU
This is a messenger RNA of Orbicella faveolata, 4608 nucleotides long. RefSeq lists its product as uncharacterized. Gene Ontology annotation, cellular component: nucleus. NCBI's taxonomy places the organism in Eukaryota, Metazoa, Cnidaria, Anthozoa, Scleractinia, Merulinidae. Gene Ontology annotation, molecular function: DNA-binding transcription factor activity, RNA polymerase II-specific; RNA polymerase II transcription regulatory region sequence-specific DNA binding. The record is from RefSeq and is a predicted model, not a curated record. Gene Ontology annotation, biological process: regulation of transcription by RNA polymerase II; embryonic morphogenesis.